Ostertagia ostertagi is the source of this 399-nucleotide messenger RNA. Lineage: Eukaryota; Metazoa; Nematoda; Chromadorea; Rhabditida; Trichostrongylidae. The record is from the annotation of a GenBank genome assembly.
AUGGCACGCUCAUUCGUCGCCAAGGACGAAAACGGCAAGCUUGCUAUUCGAAAGCCACGUGACGGCGAUCAGCUUUUCCGAGGCACUCCGAGAUACUGUAGUCUGAAUACUCACUACAGAAAAGAGCAGGGUCGGGUUGACGACUUGUGGUCAUGGCUUCAUAUGCUUAUCGAGCUUCACAUUGGGCUGCCGUGGAAUCGUAUAAAUGAUGAAAAAGCCAUACUCGCUCAAAAAGAAAAGAUCACACCAAAGGACUUAAUACGAACUUGUCCAGAUGAAUUUUAUAAGAUACGCGAUUACUUAGAAACGUUGAAGUAUGAAGAUCGGCCAGACUAUCAUGGACUUUUUAGUGAGGUUAGUCACAUGAAAUGGCUCUCGAAACCAGGAUCAACCGUCCUU